This is a messenger RNA of Oncorhynchus masou masou (cherry salmon), 3885 nucleotides long. Its product is annotated as histone-arginine methyltransferase CARM1-like. Gene Ontology annotation, molecular function: protein-arginine N-methyltransferase activity. The coding region runs from base 69 to 1805 and encodes 578 amino acids. The record is from RefSeq and is a predicted model, not a curated record. NCBI's taxonomy places the organism in Eukaryota, Metazoa, Chordata, Actinopteri, Salmoniformes, Salmonidae. The transcript has 16 exons. Gene Ontology annotation, biological process: peptidyl-arginine methylation.
UAGCGAGCAGCACCGCAGUUUGCUGGAUCGUGAAGUCUGAGCCGACGAAGCAAAGUCAAGUAGCAAAGAUGGCGGUAUCGGUGUUUCCCUGUGUGCGGUUGCGGUCCAUCGGGGACGCGAACGGAGAGAUCCAGCGACACUCCGAGCAACAGCCCCUGAGGUUGGAGGUUAAAAGCACCCCAGACACGGCUCUCCUAAAUCUCUCCAAUAGCGAUGAGACAUCAGUCUUCAAGUGUUCGUUGUCCAGGGAAACGGAAUGCAGUCGUGUGGGGAAACAGUCCUUCAUCAUCACACUGGGCUGCAACAGUGUCCUGCUACAGUUCUCCACACCUGCAGAGUUUACUUCCUUCUAUAACAUUCUGAAGAGUUGCCGGGGCCACAAUGCAGAACACUCCGUCUUCAGUGACAGGACAGAAGAGUCCUCUGCCGUGCAAUACUUUCAGUUCUAUGGCUAUCUCUCUCAGCAGCAGAACAUGAUGCAGGACUAUGUUCGGACCGGAACCUACCAACGUGCCAUCCUUCAGAACCACGGUGACUUUAAGGACAAGGUGGUGUUAGAUGUGGGCUGUGGUUCAGGUAUUCUGUCGUUCUUUGCGGCGCAGGCCGGAGCCAGGAAGGUCUACGCUGUGGAGGCUAGCACAAUGGCCCAGCACGCAGAGGUGCUGGUAAACUCCAACGGAAUGGGGGAUCGUGUGGUGGUGAUAGCAGGGAAGGUGGAGGAGAUCUCUCUACCAGAGCAGGUGGACAUCAUCAUCUCUGAACCCAUGGGAUACAUGCUCUUCAACGAGAGGAUGCUGGAGAGUUACCUUCACGCCAAGAAGUUCCUCAAACCCAAUGGUAACAUGUUCCCCACUCUAGGUGACGUCCACCUGGCUCCCUUCACAGAUGAACAGUUAUACAUGGAGCAGUUCACCAAGGCCAACUUCUGGUAUCAGCCAUCGUUCCAUGGUGUUGAUCUGUCAUCACUGAGAGAAGCUGCAGUCGACGAGUAUUUCAGACAGCCCAUUGUGGACACCUUUGAUAUCCGUAUCCUCAUGUCCAAGUCUGUUAAAUACACCGUCAACUUCCUGGACGCGAAGGAGGGGGAUCUGCACAGGAUGGAGAUUCCCUUUAAGUUCCACAUGAUGACGUCAGGUCUGGUCCAUGGUCUGGCAUUCUGGUUUGACGUGGCUUUCAUCGGCUCAGCGGUAACAGUGUGGCUCUCCACCUCUCCUACGGAGCCUCUGACCCACUGGUACCAGGUCCGCUGUCUGCUCCAGUCCCCUCUCUUCACCAAGGCAGGAGACACCCUGUCUGGCACUGCAACGCUUAUCGCUAACAAGAGACAGAGCUAUGACAUCAGUAUGGUGGCCCAGGUGGACCAGACAGGAAGCAAGUCCAGCAACCUGCUGGAUCUCAAGAACCCCUUCUUCAGGUACACAGGCAGCACGUCAGCCCCGCCCCCAGGCUCUCACUACUCCUCCCCCUCAGAGAACAUGUGGAGCAAUGGAGGAGUCUACAACAUGAACCAGGGAGGGAUGCCUGCCGUGUACGACCUCAGUACGGUCAUUGGUGGCGGCGGCUCCACCGUGUCCCACAACAAUCUCAUCCCUCUUGUGAACACAGGGGUAGUGAACCAUACAUCUUCUAGAGUUGGGUCUAUCAUGAGUACAGGCGUGGGCCAGGGAGUGACAACUGGACAAUCGGGGCCCGGCAACAGUCCUCAAUACCCAAUCAACAACAGCCAGUUCACCAUGGGCGGGCCUUCCAUCUCCAUGUCGUCUCCCAUGGCGAUGCCUAGCAACACUAUGCACUACGGGAGCUAAGACCUACCAACCGUCCGUAGCUCUCCCACCCCCUCUUCUCUCCCACGCCCCCCUCCUGGAAGGAAACCAAACUGGACUGAUAAUAUGGACGUGCCUCUACUCCCUUCACCCCUCCGUUCUCUGGUUCCUGAUGUCUCCGGCCCAGUCCAGAAACAACUACACACUGACAUGGUUGGAUAGGUUUUUAGGGCUGUCAAAUGUCCAGGUUCUCCAUUCUGGUUGGAGGAUUUCUGAUGUCCUACUUGUUCUGUCUGGAUUGCAGCCGUUGAUGGUUUAAACACAUCGCUUUCAUCUCGACACAUUCUGAGGCAGAGUGGAAGGUGUGUGCUUGUAGCCAUUCUGAGGCAGAGUGGAAGGUGUGUGCUUGUAGCCAUUCUGAGGCAGAGUGGAAGGUGUGUGCUUGUAGCCAUUCUGAGGCAGAGUGGAAGGUGUGUGCUUGUAGCCAUUCUGAGGCAGAGUGGAAGGUGUGUGCUUGUAGCCAUUCUGAGGCAGAGUGGAAGGUGUGUGCUUGUAGCCAUUGAGGCAGAGUGGAAGGUGUGUGCUUGUAGCCAUUGAGGCAGAGUGGAAGGUGUGUGCUUGUAGCCAUUCUGAGGCAGAGUGGAAGGUGUGUGCUUGUAGCCAUUGAGGCAGAGUGGAAGGUGUGUGCUUGUAGCCAUUCUGAGGCAGAGUGGAAGGUGUGUGCUUGUAGCCAUUCUGAGGCAGAGUGGAAGGUGUGUGCUUGUAGCCAUUCUGAGGCAGAGUGGAAGGUGUGUGCUUGUAGCCAUUCUGAGGCAGAGUGGAAGGUGUGUGCUUGUAGCCAUUGAGGCAGAGUGGAAGGUGUGUGCUUGUAGCCAUUCUGAGGCAGAGUGGAAGGUGUGUGCUUGUAGCCAUUGAGGCAGAGUGGAAGGUGUGUGCUUGUAGCCAUUGAGGCAGAGUGGAAGGUGUGUGUGUGCUUGUAGCCAUUCUGAGGCAGAGUGGAAGGUGUGUGCUUGUAGCCAUUCUGAGGCAGAGUGGAAGGUGUGUGCUUGUAGCCAUUCUGAGGCAGAGUGGAAGGUGUGUGCUUGUAGCCAUUCUGUUUUAUGUAUUCACAACCCACAUAGAAACAUUUAGAAGGAUCUUAUGUACUUACUGUGGCUAUGGGGUUUAGAAACGUACACACACAGUUAUAUUAUAUACACACACACACACGGUUGUAUUAUAUACACACACACACACGGUUGUAUUAUAUACACACACACACACACACACACGGUUGUAUUAUAUACACACACACACACACACACACGGUUGUAUUAUACACACACACACACACACGGUUGUAUUAUACACACACACACACACACGGUUGUAUUAUACACACACACACACACACACGGUUGUAUUAUACACACACACACACACACGGUUGUAUUAUACACACACACACACACACGGUUGUAUUAUACACACACACACACACACACGGUUGUAUUAUACACACACACACACACGGUUGUAUUAUACACACACACACACACGGUUGUAUUAUACACACACACACACACACGGUUGUAUUAUACACACACACACACACACACGGUUGUAUUAUACACACACACACACACGGUUGUAUUAUACACACACGGUUGUAUUAUACACACACACACACACGGUUGUAUUAUACACACACACACGGUUGUAUUAUACACACACACACACGGUUGUAUUAUACACACACACACGGUUGUAUUAUACACACACACACACACACACGGUUGUAUUAUACACACACACACACGGUUGUAUUAUACACACACGGUUGUAUUAUACACACACACACACACACACGGUUGUAUUAUACACACACACACACACACACGGUUGUAUUAUAUACACACACACACACACACGGUUGUAUUAUACACACACACACACACGGUUGUAUUAUACACACACACACACACGGUUGUAUUAUACACACACACAGUUGUAUUAUACACACAGAGCCUCCUGCAGGACAGAAAGGACUUUGAGCUUCUGUGAAGUUUUACCAGUCACUCCCAUCUUCCCCAGCCCGUCGCUUGUGACCCAACGUCCCCAUCAAUAAAUUCCUGAAUCCUAA